AUGGCCACCAGACUCGAUCGGCUUUUUGUGCUCCUGGAGUCUGGAAGCAGUUCGGCCACUAGACAAGCUGCCGCCAAACAGCUCGGCGAAGUUGUGCGUUUGCAUCCGCAAGAACUACCUGUACUUUUAUCGCGCCUCUUGAAAUGCAUCCGGAAUUCUUCGUGGGACACCAGAGUCGCCGCCGGGCAAGCCGUCAAUGCGAUCGCUUCUGCUGUUCCGCAGGCAAUAAAUCAUGCGCUGAAGAACGGUGAUUUGAAGCCCAAGUUAGAAGAUGUGCACGGGUUAAACGUGAAAACCUUUGACCCUGCGGCCAUUCUUUCAAGCAAGGUCGUUUUGAUAGCCUCGCAAGGCUCGGAGUAUAAUUUCGAUGCUUCCGAUUUGAGCGGGGAGAAGCAGCAAAGUAUCAUCCGCAAAAAAUUAGGACUAGAUUUUGCAGAGAAAAUUGGACUCGACACUUCCGACAUUGUGUCCAACCAAGAUUUAAGCACCGCCCUCAAGUCAGAAGUACAAAUCACCAUUCAACCCGCAGACGGUUCCUCAGCAGUGUUGGCCAGUUUCGGUAUUGUAGUUCCUUCUAAACGGAAACUCGACGAUGACUCACCGAAGAAUUCGAAAAAAAUGCUGAAAGUAGAAGAAGAAUGUGAAGAAGUUAUUUGCGAUCCAUCGUCGUGGCCGUUCAUGGAUUUUGCGAAGAUUUUGUGUCGGAAUCUGUUCAGUGCCCGUUGGGAAACGCGCCACGGUGCGGCGACUGCGCUUCGCGAAAUUCUAAAAGUGCACGAUCAUCAAGUUCUUGAAAAACACUGGUACGAAGACGUCGCCCUGAAAUUAAUCUGUGUAUUGAUGCUGGACCGUUUUGGGGAUUUCGUGUCAGACCAAGUCGUUGCCCCUGUUCGCGAAGCAGCUGCUCAAGCCCUCGGUUACGUUAUUCAUUCCAUUGACGAAGACCUGGUUCUUAAAUUAUUGGACAUCACUGUUCAGCUCACUUCAAAUCCUGAGUGGCAAGUGAAACACGGCGCAUUGCUUGGUGUGAAAUACAUUGUCGCAGUUCGGGAACAUUUGAUGAAACUUGUGCCACAGGUAUAUGACAAUGUAUUUCAGUGCCUCCGCGAUCCAAUCGAUGACGUGGCCGCUGCUGCUGCGGCCGCUCUAGUCCCUGCCACUAACGUAAUCAUUGAAGCGUUACCCCAUCGUGUUGAAGAACUGUUGUCCACGCUAUGGGAUUCACUGUUACACCUCGACGAGUUGACUUCGGCGACGAGCAAUGUCAUGAUUCUCCUCUCUAAAGUGUUGGGCUGUGGCAAAGCUGAUGCGACGAAACUGAAAGACCUUGUUCCGCGCCUGUGGCCUUUCUUGGGACACAACUCUGCAAAUGUUCGGAAAUCAACCUUGAUUGCCUUAAAAAUGCUUUUGUUGAAUCAAACUGUGGAAGGUCAAGGCGCCGAAUGGCUUCAUUCUAUCCUGCCGGUGCUUCUCGGACAAAUAUUUUAUCGUGCAUUGACGGAAACGAGUGUUGAUCUUCACGAAUUUAUAAUUGAAGUUUGGGAAGCAGCAGUUUUGAGAACGGAACCGUCGCAUCUUGUGGCUGUAGCGAGCGCAGCUAUCACGGGCUGGCUCGCCAUGCUCAUGUCUCAACCACACAUGCAUCUAGAUCUCAAUCUCCUCGGCGUCGGAUGCAAAAUUGCGGGUCGGGAGUCUCCGAUUUGUCUUGGCGGUCAAGAUUCUACGUUGAAUGAAGCUGAAAAAGAAGACCUUUGUAUCCGUGCAAGACUUCUGGGGAUUCGAAUGCUUGGGUUCCUCUCGGGUCCCAUGACGGUUGUCUUGCCGGGCAUCGAUUACGGCGGUUCUUCUCCGGUGGAAAUGUAUGCGCAGCUCCUGAAAAAUCCUCUGGAAGCCCGAUCCGCUUACGGAAGAAUGGUUAUUGCCGUGCUUUUAUCCGAGUGGGCCGAACGUUGGCCUGAUUCCGACAUUCCAGCAGUUCUGGCCUCGACGCUGAGUGAAGGAUUAAACCAAGUUCUGUACUAUGAUGAAAUUGCGCACGCGUUUACGAGACUGCAACAAGACGCCCGAGAUUUCAUGGCAUCGGUGCAUCACAGUUUCCCGCAGGUUCCUCCGUUCUCGGCGUCGAAUGUUUUGACUUUGAAGCAAGUUUCCGAAAUGGCUGAAACGUGGGCACCACAAGUUUUUCUCACCAAGAAAAUUCCUCCAAAUCGAAUGACGGUCCUUGAAGAUAUGCGGAAGGCCAUUCUUAAUUCGGUGGAGAAAACGUCUCGGGAUCACUCGAAGUUAGCUCUAGUCUGUAAUGCCUGCAUGGCGGAGGCCCUGGUCGCAAUGAAGAAACUCCCAGAGAAGCUAAGUCCUACAGUAAGAUCGCUCAUGGAUGCUAUCAAGAUGCAGAAGAACCCAUUGCUUCGAUUGAGGGCUGCGAAAGCAAUCGCCAAUCUGUUGAAGCUUGCGAUGAAUCGAGUACCCCCACCGAAUCCGAAAAUUGUCAAAAAUCUGAUCACCUACGCAACUGCGGACUGCCUCAUCACACCAAAAGUCGGACAGCCGUGUGAAUCAAUCCCGAAUUCGUCGAAAAAUAACCCCGUGGAAGACUCUAUAAUUUGUACGAAAACUUCAGGCAUCUUGAAGCUUUAUCGAGACCGAAUGUCAAGUGAGAAAUCGAGCGUGAAAAGUCAGGAUUCUGCGCAAGCUUUGCAACAGGAUACUUUCCAGAAUGGCUGUGCUCAAGACCCUGUUCUACAGAGGGAGGCGGAGGUUUUGCUUCGCAUCGGCGGUGAAGCAGCUUUGAUCGCGAUUGUUGCUAGUAUAGGUCCAGAGCUCAAGACUCAACUACCUAGUUUGUGGGAAGCCGCGUUUGUCAUACCGAUUUGUGAAGAGUGCGAAAAGGACGAACAAGCUCAGCAUGCCGUGAAUUCGUUACGAACUGCAGAAAUAAUUCUGCCGGAAAUUCAUGCAUCCCUUCUUCACCUUCUCGGGGACUUCGUGCGUCGCGUAAUGGAAUAUCUCGAACAUAGUUUCACAGUUAUUCGACACAUGGCGAGUCGAGUGAUGGCCGCGUUGGCAACUGCGAAUCCAGUUUUGUUUGUUGGACCAAACCUCCCGCUUUUGUUGCGAAGUUUGGACAAGAUGGACUCCGACGCUUCUCGACAAGGAGCCAUUGAAACCAUUAGUUUGUUUCUGGAAAAGACAGGACUCAGGAUUCUUCCCUAUGUUCCCGUGUUCCUUGUUCCCGUCCUACGACGUAUGAGUGAUCAAAACGUGCCGGUUCGUUUACUCGCCGCGAAGUGCUUCGCAAAUUUGGUCAAGCUGAUGCCAUUGGCUUCGGGUGAAUCUGGGAAUGAUCUACAACUUGAUCCUGCAUUAGAGAAAGCCCGGAAGGAGCAGCUGAAUUUCAUCACCCAACUUUUGAAUCCUUCUCUCGUCGGAGACUCUGUUUUGCCUGAAUCUGUCGAUGCCAAGUUGAGGAGAUACCAGCAAGACGGGCUCAACUGGCUCAUGUUUCUUAAUCGGUACCAGCUUCACGGGAUCCUGUGCGACGACAUGGGACUUGGGAAGACCCUUCAAACUAUUUGCUUGAUGAUCUCGAGCAACAAUGAGUUGCGGAAAAAGAAAAACACCUUGUUGCCUUCAAUUGUCAUUUGUCCACCGACUUUGGUUGGUCAUUGGUUUUACGAAGUGGAGAAGUUCGUGAAAAAUCAAGCGUUGAAUCCGCUGAUGUAUGCUGGACCUCCUGGAGAACGAAUGCGUUUGAGGCUGAAAGUUCCCGAACACAAUCUGAUCAUUGCUUCGUACGACAUCGUGAGAAACGACGUGGAAUUCUUUUCAAGUAUCAAAUGGAACUACUGCAUAUUAGACGAAGGCCAUGUGAUCAAAAAUGGGAAGACGAAAAUGGCGAAAGCCAUCAAGCAGCUGACUGCGAGCCACAGACUCAUCUUGUCUGGAACUCCGAUCCAAAACAACGUAUUGGAAUUAUGGUCUUUGUUUGAUUUUCUUAUGCCUGGUUUUCUGGGAUCUGAAAGAGACUUCAGUUGGCGAUACAGUCGACCAAUUUUGCAGUCCCGAGACGGGAAAGCGACUGCCGUUGAACAGCAAGCUGGUGCUUUGGCGUUGGAGGCCCUUCAUCGUCAAAUGCUGCCGUUCCUGUUGAGACGAAUGAAGACGGACGUGUUGGAAGACUUACCACCGAAAAUCACACAGGACUAUUAUUGCGAACUGAGUCCGUUGCAACAGAAGCUGUACGAAAGCUUCGCCAAAUCCCAGACGUGCAAAGAUUUGGGCGACGUUUUGUCGACGGAAGAAGAGGAGACGAAGAAACCGAAUGUGAUCCACGUGUUCCAAGCGUUGCAGUAUUUAAAGAAAGUUUGCAAUCACCCGAAGCUUGUGCUGAACGACCAACAUCCCGAAAAGGAAGCUGUGGCUGAAUACUUGAGUCAGAAGAAUUCUCGGAUUGAUGACAUUAAUCACGCGGCAAAAUUGCCGGCAUUAAAGCAGCUGUUGAAUGACUGCGGAAUCGGUUGUGAGACUGAAGCUGUCGUUUCCGAACACCGAGCUUUGAUUUUCUGUCAGCUGAAGUCUAUGAUGGACAUCAUCGAAUGUGAUCUAUUCAAAAAAUACAUGCCUGAAGUUACUUACCUCCGGUUGGACGGCAGUGUUCCGCCUGCACAGCGGCACAAUCUUGUGACAAGAUUUAAUAACGACGCCUCUAUUGAUGUUUUGCUCCUCACGACUCAAGUUGGCGGUCUUGGUCUCAAUCUAACCGGCGCAGACACGGUGAUUUUUGUUGAACAUGAUUGGAAUCCGAUGAAAGACGUUCAGGCUAUGGACAGAGCCCACCGAAUAGGACAGAAGAAAGUCGUUAACGUUUACCGUUUGAUCACCCGAGGGACGUUGGAAGAGAAGAUAAUGGGACUCCAAAAAUUCAAGCUCAAUACGGCGAAUUCUGUUGUGAACCAGGAGAAUUCCGCUUUAGCGACGAUGAGUACUGACCAGCUGUUGGAAGCUUUCAGCUUCUCAGACAGCAGAGAAGCGGAAAAGCAAAGCGGAACUAAGAUCGAAAUGAAAAAAUCAGGUGUGAAGUCCGUGUUGGAAGGAUUGCCGGAUUUAUGGGAAGAAAGUCAGUACGACGAAUACAACUUGGAUAGCUUCAUUUCCACGUUGAAGUCGGGGUCGUCUUGAUUGUUACCGUUGCGUUUUGUUUAUGUGAAAACCUUUCAUGGCGACCUUCUUUAUUGUACGCGUUUUACGCUUGCCUUUGUUCGCCGUGUGAACGUAUGCAGUUGGCUUUCGGGGUCUCAUUUACUGUUUUCUAAAAUUUUCAACUACCUCUACUCCGUCGAGAUCGUUGUGAAUCAAAGUUGCAGAUGGUCGUGAGUAAACUUUGCAGCUCAUUCAAGAUAUUGAGUUUAAGAAUCCAUGUUCAUCUUCGUAAAUUGAAUCAUUGAAGAUUUCUGGUUUUGGAUUUGUCUUGAGUGCCUCUUGAGUUAUUUUUAGCAUAAGUUCUUGCGUUUCUUUUAUUCAACUUGAAAAUGUUCAUGCAGUGUGAUUCAAGUUUCCCGGAGAUUUUUCGUUCAACUGAGCAUGGUUUUUUGAAUGAACUUCUGGAAGGCUUGAAAUUAAGGGGAUAGCUACUUCUUUACUGAAUUGUCAAUUCCGUCAGAUGUGGACACGUUGGAGCUCGAAGAACGGUUGGGAUUAUUCAGACUCCUUCGAAUUAUCUUGUUUUUGUUGUCAAAUACUCGUUUCACACUUAUACUAUGAUUGUGUAUGUGAUGGUCGAUUUUCGGGUAAACCGUUUAUUCGUUGAAUAAUUUAAAAUUCUGAUGGAGAAAACUCGUAUAGGAUUCAUUAACGGUCAGAUGUAUUUGGAAAAAAGCGAUCCUUCAUCAUUGUUCAGUAAAUCUUUUUCGAUAUGUGCUGUUUUUUUAUGCCGUGGCGGAGUCGAAAAUAUGUGAUUGAUCUUCGAAAUCAACGUGGGAAACCAUCGGUGAUACUCUGCUUUAGAGGUUAAUUUUUUACGAUUCUGUUCGGUCCUGUUUUUUAAGUUUUAAUUUUG
Molecule: messenger RNA, 6055 nt
Organism: Notodromas monacha
Lineage: Eukaryota; Metazoa; Arthropoda; Ostracoda; Podocopida; Cyprididae
Source: the annotation of a GenBank genome assembly